ACAAUAAGUCAGUUGUUGUAAAUACUUUUGCAUUUAUUAUAAAAUAAAUUGAUAAAAACCGGUGUAUCUCAUGUUUUUAUAUCUUUAGUUUAGUUAAGAGUGUCCAGCAACACGACGAAAGCAGAACGGGACGAAUUUAAAAACUUGAGAAAAUACGAUUGAGACGAACCAAGACGAUACCGUUUAAUGAGGAUGAAGAAAACUCCUUAAAUCUUAUUUUACAAGAAUUUGCAUUAAAAAAAGGUGGAUGAAAUGGAGCUGCUGUUGAAGACCAUAGCAGAACUCUUCAACUGCUCUAAAAUACGGGUGAUUUGUUUUCUUCCUUAACUUUCUAAGAAACAUUUUUGGCAAGGUCCAGAUCCAGACCAUGGAACUUGAAACGUACCUGAAGCGAAAAACUUUUUUUGUGACAUGACUAUUCAGUCAGAGACGAAGAGGUCUCUCAUAAGACUACGUCCGCCCAGAAAGGAGGUUUGCUUAGCGUCUAGAGCCUCGGGCUAUGCAUUCCGGCUACUUGCUAAGGAAUCUGACGAAUGUGUCUUAGAUCUGGGCCGAGUAAGUAGUGAUAUGUAAAUACUCUUUGCUUCUGAACCACAGCUCAGAACGUAAAACUUCAAACUGUCACAAAUUGUCAUCUACACGUCCAGUCUGCUAUCGUAAAAUUUACGUAAAUGUUCAAUCUAAUCUACUAAGUGUAUCUAAAUGUUCGAUCUGGACCGAUUCACGACUCCAUCUAUCUAAAGCGUAAGCCAUGCUGAAGGGGUUGGUGCUGGUUGUGUUGUGUGCGGCGUGUGAAGUCACCGCGCGAUAUGCAUUCUUCCGGUCGUUAGGACGCGAGGCCAGUGCGCGGCGCAUCUUCGGUGGCACGGAGGCCCCGGCGGGCGCGUACCCGGGCGCCUGCGCGCUGCUGGACUCCUCGCUGGCGCCGCGCUGCUCCUGCACGGUGCUGGCAACGCGCUGGGCGCUCACGGCGGCGCACUGCGCGAAGCCCGAGGUGGCCUACGUGCAGUUUAAUGGACGGGAUCGCUCCGACUCCAAUCUCGCGACUGUAAAGCUCGUCUACGCACAUCCCUCGUUCGAGGCCGUGGUGAGGGACCUGGGCGAGGGCCCGGACGUGGUGACGCUGCAGCACGACCUGGGCCUGGUGCGCACGCGCAGCAACAUGGUGCUCUCCUCCUACUCGUACUUCCCCGUCCCCCGCGCCCCGCGCACCAACGGCGACAUCGUCAGCGGCAUGAUGCUGUACCAUAUCGAGGAUCUGAUAGAUAAGGAUAUUGAUAUUUUGGGCUACGGUAUGACGGACGUGAAGCCGGCGGGCGAGCGACUGCGGGAGGUGCGGUUGAAGAUGGCCACAUGCGGGCGCGAGGGCUGGCGGCACUGCGCCUGCGCGGUCGGCUCGGUCAGCGGCGUGUGCUCCGGCGACUCCGGCGGGGCCGUGCUCUAUAACGGCACGCAGGUACUUGCGGCUGCGGCUGGCCGCGUGCGGGCGCGGGGGCUGGCGGCACUGCGUCUGCGCGGUCGGCUCGGUCAGCGGCGUGUGCUCCGGCGACUCCGGCGGGGCCGUGCUCUAUAACGGCACGCAGGUACUUGCGGCUGCGGCUGGCCGCGUGCGGGCGCGGGGGCUGGCGGCACUGCGCCUGCGCGGUCGGCUCGGUCAGCGGCGUGUGCUCCGGCGACUCCGGCGGGGCCGUGCUCUAU
Cydia pomonella (codling moth) is the source of this 1698-nucleotide messenger RNA. Its product is annotated as chymotrypsin-2-like. NCBI's taxonomy places the organism in Eukaryota, Metazoa, Arthropoda, Insecta, Lepidoptera, Tortricidae. Gene Ontology annotation, molecular function: serine-type endopeptidase activity. The transcript has 4 exons. Gene Ontology annotation, biological process: proteolysis. Bases 752 to 1573 code for a protein of 273 amino acids. The record is from RefSeq and is a predicted model, not a curated record.